This is a messenger RNA of Gigantopelta aegis, 1110 nucleotides long. RefSeq lists its product as uncharacterized. The transcript has 2 exons. NCBI's taxonomy places the organism in Eukaryota, Metazoa, Mollusca, Gastropoda, Neomphalida, Peltospiridae. The record is from RefSeq and is a predicted model, not a curated record. The coding region runs from base 202 to 999 and encodes 265 amino acids.
GAAAUUAAUACUUUUCUCAAAUACUGCAGAAAAUCUUUUCCGAACAAUUAUCAAAGACCUGACCUAAAAUGCGGAAACCUAUCAUACGGCGAAACUGGUCAUAAAGUGUGGUACCGUGUUUUGUGCUACCCCGAUGGACCAACGCCGUGCUGUUUUAAAUACAGAUGUGUGAACAAAACUGUUGAUGAAUGUAGGGGUCCUAUGACCUUUGACCUCCGAAAUCGCGUUCAUGCUGAAUACUCAAAAUGGCAGCCGACGAACAAGAGAUGUCCUGUGAAGAUAUUUGACUCUCAGAGCGCCUGCAACUUGCUGAAAGGGUCAACCAUCUACGUCUUUGGAGAUUCAUUAAUGAGACAGCUGUACACAUCUUUGGUAAUGAUUAUACGUGGUGACUUGAAGACAGGCGCCUUAAAAGCAAACACUCCUGAAGGAAAGAGAAAACUGUGCGCUGGGAUGUACAUCUACACUCAUCUUGAAUGUAGUAUCUACAUCGAUUUUGAACCUAGAUUGUGUAAUGCCAGUCUAAAGUUGAAGUUUAGAUACUACGGUUCGGUGAAGUCAAUUCAAAGCACGUUGCAUGACGCCCUUCAACUCAAGGGAAAGAAAAAGUCCAUGGUCUUCCUAGGGAUCGGUCUUUGGGAUUACUUCAACUACCCCCUCGUCGUCAACGCCUACCUAGACCCAAUAGUACAAGCUCUUGUUAAACCUAGAAACAGCAGCUACAACGGCUGGCCAAAGAUUUUGUGGUCGGCUGCCCAAAGUCUCGGGGUAUGGAGAUACCCGUAUGUGAAAACCGUGGACAACGUGCACGGAAAACAAUUCAAUGACAAAAUGGCGGCGUACUUACGUAACUUCAGCAUUCCAAUCUUUGACGCGUUUAGCAUAACGGACGGUGUUACGAGUAUGGACGGAACGCAUUACGGAAUUGGAGUGAAUAUGUUGAAAGCUCAAAUCUAUCUGAAUUAUAUGCAGGAAUUGAAAAAUGAAGGACUUUGGUAAUAUUGUCAAUGUUUAUAAUUACAAACUUUCCACCUCGAUGGAGUUGUGUCGUGUGCACCCGUGUGUCUGCUUUCAAAUGUGUUUGUUGUAUAUAAAACUACGUUAUCUGUU